AAAGAACAAAACCGUCUUUACGGCGGCCGUCUUCGUUGUCGUCGCCGUUGCCUGCUUUCAGCUUUACCAGCAACAGCAGCAGCAACCCCAGCAGUGCCGGAGGCGGUCAACUUCAAUCAAACUGCUCCUCUCCUUCAUGGGUAUAUCCGCCCGGUCCGUCGGUCGUCCGUUCAUUCGUUCCGUUCCCGUAUACACAUUGGACGGCCGUUCUCUGUCGGUUCGAUUCAACUUCAGUCAAUCGCGCCCGCUGAGUCAGUCAUUGAGUAGAGGUUGACGGGUGUGGACGUGCUUUUUCGUCGAUCUUGUUUUUGGGUCUUUCAUUUAUGGUAGAACAAAUCGGUGACGGUAUUGUUGUUCUGUAGAACUUUGUGUAUUGAAGGUAGAGCGUUUUGCGCAAAAGUGAAUAAUCACGACCGAGCUGUUAUGCAGACGUUUGUAAUACAGUGGUUAUGAAAGGGAGAAGUUUGGCGAAAUAAAGUGAAUCGGAAGAAGUUUCAAAUAAUUUCAUUUGUGGAAAAAGGGUUCUGUCGAUUGAAUUGUACAAUGAUCGUAGUCUAGCAUUAAUAGACACCCUAAUUGAAGUGAGCUGAAUCUUUGUAAUACAAGCGAAUAAGCCAGUGUGCUGUUUUUUGAAACCAUGGCGACGUGCAAAAUCGUGCUGAGAGGCCUACUAGGAUUGAUGCUGUCAGUUUUGUUAAUCGGGAUAAGCUCAGUGGAAUCGGUGGAAGAGCUGAAGUGUGAACUUAUCACGGUGUCGGCCUGUCAGAAUCUGGUUUACAAUAUGACGGUUGCUUCUGCGCCAAUUACGACGACGGUAUCCGCGACCAGUGGUUCCGGUAACUCAACCGGAUCAGGCGAAGGAACCGGCAGUGAACCGGGUGCAAUCAGAUCGCAACUCGAUGCGGAACUUCUGAUAACAUCCUUGCGGCCGGUAAUCGAUUCCGGUUGCUCCAAGCAGGCCCUGUUCCUGUUCUGCUCGUCGUUGUUUCCGCUGUGCUCGGCCAAUGCACCGCGGCCGGUGCAACCGUGCCGCUCGCUGUGCGAACAGGUUCGCAAGGAUUGCUUCAGCGACGCCAUCUUCAGCAAGCUGUGGCCCUCGUACCUGGACUGCCGGACGCUGCCCCAGCCGGAGAACCACGGACUGUGCAUGCAGGUCCCACCGGAAGCCUCCGGCAGUGUUGAGAACAACCGCAGCAACCCAGCCGCGGCAGCUCCGACCAUGCCCGUAAAGCCCUGGUCCAUCUUCAACCUGCCACAGUUGCAGCACCACACUGCUGCACGCCAGCAUCCCAACUCGCUGCUAGAACCCGGUGCCACCCGGCCCUCGUCCAACCACCAUCCCAACCCGCCGCUGAUCUGUCCCGCCAAUUACACGCUCGACUACGACCAGUGCGUCCCGAAGUGCGGCCCCUCGAUCGACGCCAUGUACAACGCCCGCCAAAAGGAAACCAUCGAGUUCUGGACGCUGAUUCUGUCGGCGGCCUGCUUCAUCUUCACGCUCAUGUCGCUGGUCACUUUCUGGACCAAGUCCACCAAGUUUGAGUACCCCGAUAGGCCACUGCUGUUCAUGACCCUGUGCUACAACUUGAUGGGACUGUGCUAUCUCGAGCGGACCAUUCUGCACAAUCCACGCAAAGAACUCAUCGACCUGCUGGAGUUUCGCCAGGACUGCAACAUAACCUCUCAAUGCCUGGCUUACUACAUCAUCAAGAACUACUUGCUCAUCAGUGCCACCACCUGGUGGCUAAUCUUCGGCAUCUGCUGGUACCUCAGCACCGCGAAGCAAUGGUCCUGCGAAGCCUUGGAGAAGAAAUCUGGCCUCUUCCACGUAAUGGCUUGGGUCGUUCCGUUCGCCUCACCCAUCAGUGCCCUUCUCCGCGGAAACAUCCAAAAGUUCGAACUGACAAACUUUUGCACCGCCAAGGGAUUCACCGAAAUUCCUGCCCUCAUCCUACUACUUGCUGGAGCUACCCUCGUGCUCUUCGCCCUGAUCGCCUUGAAACGCCUCAAAUCCACUUGGAACCAGAGCGAAACUCUAUCCAAAGUAUUCGCCCGGGUGCUGCUCUUCGCCAUCAUCUACCUCAUCCCCGCCCUUUCCGCCGUCAUCUGCACUUUCUUCGAACGCAUCGAAAACCCGAUAGACCCAUGUCUAUCCACCGCAGCAUGUUCUCCCCCGCCAAAGUUCUCCCUCCUCCCAACGCUGCUCAAGCUGAUCCUUACCCUGAUCGGUGGAUCCACCACCGGCAUCUGGCUGUGGACCAAAAACACCUCCGAACUGUCGAAAAAGGUCAGCGGAACCAACUCGGCUAACGGAUCGCUGAAAUCCGUUCCGCUGCUCAAGGUCAACCAUCCAGCGGCGCUGUCCGUCGUGGGCGUCGGAAGCCCCUACCGAAGCACAACAACCUCCAGUGGUGGCGGGGGCGGUGGUUCCGUUGUGGCAAGCCAUCAGAACUCCAACUCCAAGAAGUAUCUCUACAACUCGGCGUACAGCACCGGGCUUGGCAGUCACCGGAGCGGCUCCAACGGGUAUAUGCCCGUUCGGAUACACCGCAGCCUGAGGGGGUCCUCUUCAGGUGCACGAGGGGUUACUUCGUCGAUUAUCACGAGGAUAUGAGAACAGGCGCGGCGGUUUGUUGCGAGGGGUGAAAGCUUUAAUGGAAUUAGGGGUUAGAGUUGUGCGCACAAAUAAGCAAACAUUUUGAUCACUGUGAUAUAGCGUUUAUGGAUUAGUUUUUAGGAAAACAGUGUUGAUUAAUCAUUGUUCUGUAUUUAAAAUGUGACAAUAUUGUGAGAAGAAAACACUGUUAAAAAGUAUUUAUUUACUAUGUAAAUGGAAAUUCAAAUAAUAUUAUUAUAGGUAGUAAAGAACUUGAGCAGCUUCCUAACCAAUGUAUAGAAUGCUGAGAUUUACAUAACUUAAUGGAAUGCUGUAUACUUGCAAUUACAUAAAUAGAGUAUUCGAUAUGAAAAAGUUCUAAUGUAGAGACAUGAAUGGAAAUAAUUGUUAAGGAAUGCAGUUGAUUGUAUAUUUUGAUUAGCAUCUUAAUACAAAACCGAGAAUAAUAAUUGUUAAUUAAAA
This is a messenger RNA of Armigeres subalbatus, 3079 nucleotides long. RefSeq names its product frizzled-3. Lineage: Eukaryota; Metazoa; Arthropoda; Insecta; Diptera; Culicidae. Gene Ontology annotation, cellular component: plasma membrane. The record is from RefSeq and is a predicted model, not a curated record. Gene Ontology annotation, biological process: canonical Wnt signaling pathway; non-canonical Wnt signaling pathway. Bases 638 to 2614 code for a protein of 658 amino acids. The transcript is spliced from 3 exons. Gene Ontology annotation, molecular function: Wnt receptor activity; Wnt-protein binding.